GUUGGCCUGUCCAACCUGGCGCAAUGCACGCAGAAAAUGACGCAGAUGGCAUCGACUUCUGCACGUUGGGAAUGUUCAUAAUAGAUGAGAUUGAAUUUCCACCACCCAAACCUCCCGUGACAAACAUUCUCGGUGGCGCUGGCUCCUACUCUGCGCUGGGAGCCCGCAUCUUUUCUCCGCCCCCAAGAUCCAAGGCAGUGGGAUGGAUCGUUGAUUGUGGAUCCGACUUUCCGCCUGAGCUUCGAGAAACUAUUGCCCGGUGGGAUACUAGCUGUCUGAUUCGCGAGACUCCGCAUCGCCUCACCACGCGAGGCUGGAACGGCUAUGGGGAGCACGAGCAUAGAGCGUUCCGUUACACAACUCCGAAACUGCGUCUCGAUCACCAUGCUCUAGCCAACACACAGCUGCUCUGGUCCAAGGCUUUCCACCUCAUCUGCUCCCCAGCACGUUGCAUUGAUCUAGUCGACAACAUUCUCGCAUUACGCGGCCAGAGUCGGGAUGUGGGGUCCAAAACUCGUCCUCUGUUCAUUUGGGAACCGGUGCCUGAUCUCUGCACCGCAAAAGAGCUUACGAAUUGCUGCAAUGCCUUGAAAUACGUUGAUGUGGUGAGCCCCAAUCAUUCCGAGCUGGGUGCCUUCUUUGGGCGGGACACGGAUGCCAAGGAUCAUGUUGAUUACCGAGCCAUUGAAGAUCUAUGCAAUCGGUGGCUGCAGAGUGGUGUUGGUAUUGUAGUCCGGGCUGGCAAGGAUGGGUGCUUCGUAGCCCGCCAAGACUUUGGAAAGUGGGUGCCUGCCUACCACCAGUCUGCAGAGAAGGUAUUGGACCCUACAGGCGGAGGCAAUGGAUUCCUAGGCGGUUUAGCGAUGGGAUUGGUGAGGGGGGGAUCAGCGCCUGGACUUCAGAAUCUCUAUGAAGCCGCAAUAUGGGGCUCAAUAUCCGCCAGCUUGGCCAUUGAACAGGUUGGGAUGCCAAUACUGUCUUAUGCGGAACCAGGCGAGACAUGGAACGGCGUUCGUGUCGAGGAAAGGCUUUCAGAUUUCAGAGUGCAGCUGGAGAAAUAUGUACAGCCUUAG
Messenger RNA from Lindgomyces ingoldianus, 1073 nucleotides. RefSeq names its product Ribokinase-like protein. The transcript is spliced from 3 exons. Lineage: Eukaryota; Fungi; Ascomycota; Dothideomycetes; Pleosporales; Lindgomycetaceae. The record is from RefSeq and is a predicted model, not a curated record. Bases 24 to 1073 code for a protein of 349 amino acids.